Monascus purpureus is the source of this 958-nucleotide messenger RNA. The record is from the annotation of a GenBank genome assembly. NCBI's taxonomy places the organism in Eukaryota, Fungi, Ascomycota, Eurotiomycetes, Eurotiales, Aspergillaceae.
GAUCGUCUGCGCUCUGAGCAGCCACGAUACGCGCAGAAUGCCUCGGGAAUUCCCUGAAAUACAGUCCGCAGGCUCUCUUAUCGUCGCCUGGCAGGUUAAAAACAAGAAUGUCCUAGUUGUUGGCGGAGGGGAGGUGGCAGCUGGUCGUAUCGUCCAUGCUCUCAAUGCAGAUGCAACGGUCACCGUCGUCUGUCCGGCAUCUGGUCUGAACAGCGAAGUGGCCUAUCGCGUAUCCCAGCAACAGGUGUCUCACAUCGCUCGCAACUUCGAGCCCCGGGAUCUAGAUGGCGCGGACAUGGUCCUAUGCGCUAUCGACGAUCCCACAGCUUCGACCCAGAUCUGGCAGCUCUGCAAGGAGAGGCGUAUUCCUGUCAAUAUCGCAGAUGUGCCGUCCGAGUGUGACUUUUACUUCGGCAGUGUCCAUCGCGACGGGCCGCUGCAGGUCAUGGUAAGCACAAAUGGGAACGGACCCAAACUGGCUAGUAUCAUUCGGAAGAAAAUUGCAGAGACUCUGCCGGACAAUACGGGCGCAGCGAUAGAGAAUGUUGGGAAGCUCCGGAAAAAGCUAAGAGACAUCGCUCCUGAUCCGGCCCAAGGUCCAAAGAGGAUGAAAUGGAUGUCCAACAUCUGUGAGGCCUGGAGCUUGGAUGAGCUUGUGCGAAUGAACGAUCAAGAUAGAGAUUCUCUUCUUUCUUGCUAUAAAUCCGGCAAGAUUCCGACUUAUGAAGAGAUCCGGAGCAGCGCUGGGUGAGUGUCUCGUUAAACCGGUCAGAUAUUUUGGUAUAUUGAUCUUCACAUAUUUACUUUUCAUGGAUACCCUUGCUCUCAGCGACAAUGUGGAGAGGUCGUAGAUGCAUGUGGUAUAACUAAGCAAACUCUGAGCUUCGUCGCUGUGUGCCCAAAUCAUACAUAUGACACUAUAUAGAUAUUUUUAUUCUAUCAUCACAGUGACUUUCCC